Brassica oleracea var. oleracea is the source of this 1487-nucleotide messenger RNA. Its product is annotated as transcription factor TCP15-like. The record is from RefSeq and is a predicted model, not a curated record. The transcript has a single exon. The coding region runs from base 248 to 1204 and encodes 318 amino acids. NCBI's taxonomy places the organism in Eukaryota, Viridiplantae, Streptophyta, Magnoliopsida, Brassicales, Brassicaceae. Gene Ontology annotation, molecular function: sequence-specific DNA binding; DNA-binding transcription factor activity. Gene Ontology annotation, cellular component: nucleus.
CCAUGCUUUCAUAUUCAUAUCGCUUUAACCAUCUCUCUCUCUCUCUUCUCUCACUCAGACACAGACACACAGCAAAGCUUCCCAUCUGAAAGGAGUUUCAUGUCCUUAAGGACCAUAUAACCUAUCUCUCUCUAGGAAUUAAAAAAAUAGAAGAUAGAGAGAGAAACUAUGGCUCACAUAAAGAUCUAACAGAGUCGGUAGUCCCACUUCCCCACCACAACCAUCUUUGAUCAUCAUCAUCAUCAAUAUGGAUCCUGAUCCAGAUCAUCAUCAAAGACCAAACUUCCCUCUCCAGCUUCUUGAUUCUUCUUCCUCCUCUUCCACUUCCUUAGCCAUCAUCCCAUCAGCUUCGUCUUCCGAACCUAACUCCGACCCCAACGCUCUCUCCAAGAAACCACCUCCAAAGCGAACCUCAACAAAGGACAGACACACCAAAGUCGAAGGCCGGGGCCGUAGGAUCCGUAUGCCGGCCAUGUGCGCCGCACGUGUCUUUCAGCUCACACGCGAGCUCGGUCAUAAAUCCGACGGUGAAACCAUCGAGUGGCUUCUCCAGCAAGCUGAGCCGGCGGUUAUAGCCGCUACGGGGACGGGAACCAUACCGGCUAACUUCACUUCUCUUAAUAUCUCACUUCGUAGCUCAAGAUCCUCUCUCUCUGCUGCUCAUCUUCGUACAACUCCGAGCAACUAUUACUUCCACUCGCCUGCGAUGGCUCAACAUCAUCAGCAGCAGCAGCUUCACCAGGUGCGUCCCAAGAAUGAGUCGCAUUCUUGCUCUUCUUCUCAGCUCGUGGAUCACAACCAGAUGGGGAACUAUCUAGUACAAUCAACGGCUGGAUCUUUGCCCACUAGCCAGACUCCUGCCACGGCCCCGUUUUGGAGUAGUGGUGAUAGUACGCAGAAUCUAUGGGCUUUUCAUCAUUCCGGUGACGUUUACAACACAAGCAGCGGUGGUGGUGGUGGCAGCGGUGGAGCGGGUGGUGGAGGAGGAGUACAUUUGAUGAACUUCCCAGCGCCGUUUGCUUUGUUUUCCGGACAGCCUUUGGCGUCUGGUUACGGUGGAGGAGGAGAACAUAACCAUUACGGAGUUUUAUCGGCGUUAAACGCUGCGUACCGGCCGGUUCAGGAGACGGAAAACCAGCAAAACCGCGAUGGAGAUCAUCAUCACAACCAUCAAGAAGAUGGAAGCACAAGUCGUCAUUCCUAGGCAAAAAAGAAAACACACACAAACAAUAUAUCUGUGAGAUUUUUUUUGUCCUUUCGUUUGUUUGAUUGUUUUUAAACAAGCGUGUUUUGUUUUGCAUUGCUUUUUUCAUAUAUUUUUUUUCUUUAUAAACUUCCACGAGUUCUGAUCGAGUUUCAUUAUUCUUCUGAUUAAUGUAUUAAGUACGUAAGAACGUGAUUUUUCGAUAUGUUUUAGUAUGUAGCAUUUGUCUUGUGAAAUGUUUUUCUCGUUACUCUUGAGUGUGAUGUGAAGAGUAUUCUAAUGA